Messenger RNA from Linum trigynum, 3983 nucleotides. Lineage: Eukaryota; Viridiplantae; Streptophyta; Magnoliopsida; Malpighiales; Linaceae. The record is from the annotation of a GenBank genome assembly.
GUAUGUCUCAUUUCUGGUGUUUUAGGCCGAUUUCACGCUAGGUUGUUCUUGUUUGUGAUAUUUCAGGUCCUAGUACGUGAAGGAAGGUUUGGGCACGAGUUCAGGGUCGAUUGGACGAAGUUGGGACGUUUGAAGAAAAGCUGAGGAAACCACACGGGCUGACCUAAAUUCCACACGACCGUGUGACUUGGCCGUGUAGAACCCCUUUGUGCGGGCAAAGCUACACUGGCCAUGUGGGAUUUCCAGAGAGUUCACACGGGCAGGCCUAAAUUCCACACGACCAUGUGGUUUUGGCGUGUAGCGUACCUGGAGUUACUAAAUAAAACGUGGCAUUAUGGAGAGCCACACAGGCAGCUGAGGAUUUCACACGACCAUGUGGUCGGGCAAAACUGUUUUUUAACCCAAUUUCGGGUCUUUGAAGAGGAGGACAAUUGUCCAGAGCAAAAACAUAGUCAUAGAGAGAGAAAGUGCGAAGAACAAAUCCUAGGAGUGAUUUUGGAGCGGGGUUUCAUCAAUCAAGCUUAGAUUUUAUCCUUGGAGUGAAGAUUAUCAUCCCAGAGCAGAUUCUUCCCAUUGAUAUGAUUAUGACUGCUUUGUAUUAUGUUUUCCUCUCUCUCUCUCUAUGGAGUUGAACUCUCUCUCACUUUGGGUAUGAAGAACCUAUUUCCAUGUGUUAGGGAUAUUGAUUGUAAUGACUUUUGGAUUGCUAUACUGUGUGAUUAUAAUUGAUUGAUGCAUGAUUCAUUGAGUCAAUUGAAGUCUGAUAAACUUUUCUUGAUUUCUGCUGCAACCUGAGAUAGAUAGAAUCUGAUUAGGUUGUUAGAGCUUCUUCAAUCGGUAGUAGUGAAUCGAUUAUACGAGAGUUAGUCGAUUCACUGCUUUGUACUGGAAUCCGAUUCUAGUAGUGGAGUUUUGUGUUAAUUGCCUCAGCGUUCUAUCCUGGUGAAGACUAGUCGUCUGUCGGGUAGUUUGUCUGAGAGGGCUUGGCCAGGUUAAGAGAUUCCAAGCUACUAUCGGAUCUUUCAAAGUUUAAUCAACAGUAAAUCAACCAAAGAAAAUUAAAAUUUUGACCUAACUAAGGAGCUAGGGGGACUCAUUCCCGAGUGACUCUUCCCUGGCUUAAGAACUUCGAACCAUUUCCUGCUUUCAUACUGCUUUUGUUUGCAAUCACUCUCACUACACUUAGUCCCCUAGAUAACAAGUAGUCACGGAGUAGGCAGUAGAUCUAGACCCCGGGUUGAUAAAUUGAACUUUCCACAAGCCGCCUUGCAUUUUCAUUCUGCGAUUGCACUUGGUCGCAGUUUGGUGUUGCGUUUUAGCGUGUCAUAAGCGGCCUUGCAAACUGGAGAUUUCAAAAGAAAGAGUCUGCCAGAAGCUCGAGCACGCCGACGGCCGAACUCGACGGCGGCUAGGGUUCCCUAAGCAAAGCAGAGAUGACGACGAGACGGUUGGAAGGUUCGCCAGAGUCGAGAAUUCAGAGUGGAUCUCAGCACUCAGCUGCGUUCUUCUCGUCGACGAUGGCAAGGAAGAGCGAGCCGUAGUCGGACAUCGGGGCCCCUACAUCGUCUCAAGGACGUCGGGCUGGACUGCUGGAGUGGCGAAGAGUGCGGUGGGCAUGACAAUCGGCGGCGACACAAUUAAUUGCAACAAACAACGAUGGGGCGGAUUCAAGAAGGAUUAUCUUGGGCUCGAGAUUGGCUCCCCGCCGCAAAAUUGAAGUCUCGUCAGAGAGAAGAAACUUGCGAAGGGAGCAGCGAUCUGCGAUGGUUGGCUUAAUCAUGACGAGGUCAGAGAAGAAGCGCGGCACCGAAAUCCUAUGCCCGUCGCCGAAGAAGACAUCAUCGACGAUGCGAAUCGCGCAGUUGCCGCGAUCUUCUCUGACCUCAGUGGAGACGAGAAGCGCCAAGCCGGACCUCCCUCCUAGCCUCUUGAAGAACUCGUCGUCUGAGAUAGAACUGGGGUCGGCGGCUGAGUUGGGCUCGUCUACUGGCCGUCAGAAGGGUUGGUCACCGCCGGGAAAGGAAAGUGAGAAGAAGGUGGAAGGCGGCGGCACCGCUCUGUUUCCGUUCGAGCCGAUGCAUUUCCUUUCCUUCGACAAAACCCUACUCACCUUCUGUGAGCCAAUGAGUGGCCUCGGGUGUGUUUUGUUGGGCCGUCCGAUGGUUCAGGUCGUCGAGCCAAGCGAAUCGAGGCGAGUGUGCUGAUCAGCAAAAUCUCGGAUGUGUGCUGAGAUCUGCUAGUCAAAUGGUUGAGGAUGAUUACGGGCCGAGAAGUAAAAAGGAGUCUGUUAUACUCUCCUUGGGCCGAGUUCUGAUGGGCCAACUGGGUGGGCUAGAAGCAGCUCCGGGAGCAAGACAACUCGUCCCAUGCCUCUUGAGAAAAGAAGGUGGGCCGACUCAUAUAGGGAGAUUUGGGCCACCUAUGGACUAUUUUGUUUGGCUUCUUUUGCAGGAACAAAACUUGAAGGAUGAAGGUUGUGGGCUUCUAAGGAAGUUUAGCCCAAACGCAAUUAGAGAAGAAUGGAGCAGAAAAGGGCUUGACAUUGAUUUGGGCCCCAAUUCUGUAUUUUAAGCAUUUGUAGACCAAAUUAAAGAUGAAAAAAGAGAAUCUUGGAUUGUUUUCACCACCAAGCCUAUGAAGGAAUUUAUGGAGCACAAGGAAAAACAGUUCUCCGACUCUUAUUUCGUGGACUUUGAAAGAGAGAAGGAAGAAUUGUCUAGCUACGGAGGACGUGACAUGUGUCAUGAGGGCGGAGAAGAGUUUAUUCAAGGACUCGAGCGCAAUUGGGAACGAAGAAAGCGGAAAGUCAAGAAGGCGAAAGUCAACUACGACCUUGAGGGCAAGGUUGUUUUCAAGAGGAGGAGAUUGUUAGAAACCCAAUUUUGGUGGGUUUCUCUAUUUAUUUAUGGUAGGAAAAUUAUCAUUAUUGUUAGCAGAGAUUUAGUAGAAUUAUUUUAUUGGUUAGGGUUUACCGGUAUUUUCCUAUAAAUAUGUAAUCUCCGUUUCAUUAUGAACCAAUCAAGGAAAAUAUUAAGAAAAGUAUCUCUCUCAAAUCUCUCUCAAACCCCUCUCAACUCUCGUCUAUCUCUCUCCCAAGUCAGCCCGCGAUCUUCUCACUCCCGAAGGCCAAAAUGAAUGUGUUGCAAGAUCGCGCCCUCGCCAUAGAAAAUCCCGCCCGCGAUCUCUACCCUGCCUGGCCGCGAACUUCUCCGUCCUUUGAUGCCUAUAAAUAGAAGACUCAUUUCUCCCAUUCCAGUGAGUUGAUUUUAAGAGAAGAAUUUUUGGUUUUAGAGAGUGAGAAGAGAGAGAAGCUUAAGCAAGGAGAAGGAUCUAGAAGAGAGGAGGCAUCUUCCUCAACCUCCAGUCUUCUCUAAUUUCUUCUAUGUAUCUUCUUCCCUCUAUUAAGUAGUCCUCUAAGGUACUAGAGGUUUUUGGGAAUAUCUUCCAGAGAAAAAAGGAGAUCUUAGCUCGCCUUACUAAGCUGGAAAUGAUAAACCAAUAGCAACCUUCAGACCAAAAAUUGCAGGAGGAAGAUGCAGUUCGCCAGUGGAUGGAAACUACUUUGUGGGAAGAAGAGGUGCUCUGGAUCCAAAGUCAACAGCCAAAUGGAAUGUGGAUGGGGAUCGCAAAACUCGAUUUUUCCAUCUAUAUACUCUUGCUAGGCGUCAGCAUAAUGGAUUUCUGGUCCUGAUUAGCUACAAGUUCUUGUGUGUGAGUCUUAUGUGAACUUAUAUAAAAAAAAGAGCCCCAUAGUCACGACCGUAUCCAAGGAAACUUUUUGGAACUGGAUACACAAGAAUUAGAGGCACUAAUCAAAGAGUUGACAUAAUGGGAGUUGGUGUGUGCGGUGAAAGAUAUGGGGGGGCUGAAAGCUCCAAGAAAAAAUGGCUAUCGGGCAGUGUUCUUCCAGAAAUGUUGGCACAAGAUAGAGAAAGAUCUGUUCACUUUUGCACUCUUCUUCUUAAUAAUCCUGAUAACAUUAG